AUACCCGGAAGACCGACACAAUCUGGUGAACAUCCCAGAGUACAAGAAUUGCGGGAAUUAAGUAAGUGGAGCGACGGGCAUAUAUGGAUUAGCCCUGAGCAGCAUGGCAACUUGACGGGCAUCUUCAAGCAGCAGAUUGACUGGAUCCCAUUAUGCUCCGGCUCAGUGCGUCCUACUCAUGGAAGAACUUUGGCCAUUGCCCAAGUAAGCGAAGGAUCAGUCUUUCAACGCUGUCGACUCGCUUCGGAUACUCGGAUGGUGGAUGCGCAUGUUUGCCAUUCCCAACCAGAGCUCGGUGCCAAAGGCAUACACGCAGUUCACAUCUGAGCCUGAGGGCAGCCGUAUGCUUGCCAGCUCAAACCGCGACCGCCUCGUUGAUUGCAUGGAAGAGCUUGUGAAGUAUACCAUCGUCAUGAGACCCCAUUUUGACUUGUUUGGGGAUCGAUUCAGUGAGCGCGAGGAGCGCAGGGCCAAGGAAGCAAAAGGGAAAGUGUGAAAGUAGGCGGCACGGUAUAAAGAUUUGUGUUUCAUAUUAGAAUAGAGCUCCCCUGUCGAAAAGCAACCGGCAGAACCCUGUCGGCCAUAAAAGGGAUUGAAUGGUCUUGAUGGUUGAUGGAGUUAAAUGGCAAGAGCGUAUCUAAUUUUGCUUCUCUCCUGUUCGCGAAUAUGUUUGCUUAUUCGUCAGUGUGAUGGAUGGCGGCGGUACAACAAACCUGCAGGUGCAUGGCGACAUAAUGUUCAGCCGGCAAGGUACAGAUGUUCCAUCAACGUGCCCAGCUAAGCCCAUCGCUUUGCGGAUAGCAUCGUCAGAACGACAUGUUGU
Molecule: messenger RNA, 823 nt
Organism: Fusarium redolens
Lineage: Eukaryota; Fungi; Ascomycota; Sordariomycetes; Hypocreales; Nectriaceae
Exons: 2
Molecular function (GO): oxidoreductase activity
Source: RefSeq, a predicted model, not a curated record